Durusdinium trenchii is the source of this 2415-nucleotide messenger RNA. The record is from the annotation of a GenBank genome assembly. Lineage: Eukaryota; Dinophyceae; Suessiales; Symbiodiniaceae.
AUGGGAGAAGAGGAGGCCGCGGAAGAGGCGACCGCUCCGGGUGAAUCCGUGGAUUUUUCGGCACUGACCGCUGCGGGUGUCAGUCGUGAGGAGCUUUCGACGGUGGUGUCCGUGCUCUCCCGUUUGCACGAGGCGGAGCAGGCAGGACUCCUGGAGCCCAAGGAGAAGUGCUUGAGACCACUGCGGAAGAUCUUGGCACGACACUUCCGCCACAGCUUUGGACAUUUGCCGCAGCAGGAUGAGCUCGAUGACAAGGAGCGCAAGAAGUUUGAGAAGCAGCAGAAGAGAGAGAGGAAGCAACGACAACUCGAUGCGGAUAAACGUUGGAAGGAGAAUGCUGAGCUUCGAGCAUCAAGACUUGCAAAGCUUAACCAGCUGGAGGAAGCUGAAGGCGAGGGCCAGGGAUGCUUGCGAAUUCCCGAUGGCCCAGCAGAAAGCGAAGGCCACGAAGGUUACAAAGCGAAUUAUGAGGAUGCUGAGAGGGCUGAGAGCGAAUAUCAUCGGCAACAAGCUUGUUACAUUUGCAAAGUGCGCUUUUCUCAACGACAUCACUUCUAUUCGCACCUAUGCCCGGCCUGUGCUUCUUUAAACUUUGAGAAGCGCCAUCGCACUGAAGACAUGACUGGUCGUGUUUGUUUUGUGACAGGUGCACGCGUGAAGAUUGGUUUUCAAGUCGCCCUGAAGUUUCUUCGGAUGGGAGCACGUGUGCUGAUCACGAGCCGUUUCCCACACGACGCCCGGCGUCGCUACUUGGGAGAAGCCGAUUCGGGUGCAUGGGUCAGCCGACUCACGGUGAUCGGCGCAGAUUUUCGUUUCUUGGGAGGAGUGGAAGCGAUGUGCCGAGAACUCUGCUUGCAGGAGACUUAUUUAGAUGUCAUCGUCAACAAUGCGGCCCAGACCAUCCGUAGACCUGCAGCAUACUAUGCUCACUUGAUGGAAGGUGAAGGUCUUUUGCAUCAAUACGUUGGCACCUUUCAUCAUCAACAGCGCGUUGAGACCUUUGCUGGACAGGCAGCUCUAAACAUGAUGACGCGCACAUGUGCAGAGGACCUCGCCGUCAGCGGUAUUUACAUGAAUAGUGUGGACACCGGUUGGAUCAAUGAUGAGAAUCCACUUUUUACUGCUCAACGUAUCGCCGAAGAUCAUAACUUCCAGACGCCCAUCGACGAGAUCGACGCGGCCGCGCGCAUCGUGGACCCCGUGUUGACUGGCCUCGAAGUGUUGAGAACGCAGCGAAAGCACGUGGAUGGAGGUUUCUUGCCUCCUGGAAAGCCACCGCACUUCCCGGAGAACCGAGGGGAUGCCACUGGUGAGGCGAGCCUCAAGGUGGUUCCGACGCUGACCUGGAAUCGAUUCGAAAACCAUCCCGUCUUUGUGAAAUGCUCCCAGCUGGGCUUUGCAAGCACAGCCGGCCGUCGCACCAACACCAGGGACAGUCAGUCCGUGGCCGAAGGCGUGGCCCCCGGCCCCAAAGGUUUCUAUGGUGAGAUGUCCAGUUUCAAAUUUGCCACGAGACGCUUUGCCCUCAGUGCAUUGGCUCUGAACGAUGUCGCAUGCUUCAAGAUCCACAUGAACCGCAACGGCUUGCCGCAGGCUUCAGCCCCGCUUUGGAAGCGUGUGGGUGUGGAUGUCAGCGACAGCAAUGUCCGCUUCGGCGAAUUUCAAGGUUUAGUGAUGAGGCCCUCGGAAGAUGGCCCCUUCUCUGUGGAUUGUUCAGACGUGACACUGCUGCACGGCCGAGAUGCGACGAUGACAGAGGAGUCCGAGACCUUGUUGGCAGAGACCCGAUGGAGGACCGGCUUGGCUUUUUCAGAGUCCGUCUGCCACAGAGGCAGACAGCCGCAGAAGGUCCUCGCACAUCAGGUGCAGCAAACUUGUGAGGAUGCAUUGCUGCUAGAAGGUGCAGACGAUGCGACACAAGAGCUUGCUGACGAUGCCAGAAACCUCAGUUUAAGGUCUCCCAUUGAAUUCGUCCUGGUCACGGCCUAUGCGCCUUUGGUGAGCUUGAAGGCUUUGGAGUCCAAGAGCCUCAAUGAUGACACCAACAUGCUGGCCUUUUGGGUUACGUGGACCAUUUUGUCAGCGGUUGAGAACAUCACUUGGGGCGCCAUUUGGAUUUUCCCCUUCUACACCGAGUUGAGGUUUGGCCUCCUCGUGUAUAUGCUCUUUUUUCGAAGGUGGCAAGACUGCGUCUCGGAUGCAAGACACACAAGAGUCAUAAUGGCAAAGAAGAAGAUCCCUGCCGAACUCAUGGAGCAGCUGCAAACGGAUCCGAAAGCUUUCCUCAUGACGAUGGUGGAGAAAGGAAAGGAGCAGGUUCAGCAGCUCAUGGCCAAGCAAGGAGAAGCACCCAAAGCCGACAAGAGCGAGAAGAAGAAGAAACAGGAGCGGAGUGUCGUCCGUGUCAGACCGUGA